CUUCGAUCACUCAACUGAUGUGGUGAAAAAUCGGUUUCAGACAAUAUCUCGAUAGUCUUGGUGUGGUGAUAAAUCGGUUUCAAGCAACAACAUUUGGAUAUCCUAUCUAUCCUAUCCGAUGAGUAAGGAAUUCAAUGCCAAGCGGCGGCCCCGCGGAACCAAGCCUCGUGGCGGUGGAGCACCCGGGAAGGCCUCUCAUCCCGAUCCACCGAAAAUCACCGCCAUGAACUCAGUAAAUACCACCAAGAAGACCUCGACUAAAAGCCCUAACCAAAACUCGAGGAAACCCGCAUCCAAGACCUCCAACAAGAACUUGAGAAGUGCCAACGGAUCCGAAGGCACGGCUCAGUCUCAGACUCAGUCUCAGGAUAAGGCUCAAGGUCAAGUCAAAGAACAAGGUCAAGGUCAGGAGGUGAAAGUGGAGAAUAAGAAUUACAAUGUGCCCCUCGAUCGCAUUGAACAGCACCGCCAUUUCGGGGUCUAUUUAUCCCGAAACCGCUUCGAUGCCAUCCAAUUGCUCACCCGGAAUACAAGUUCCAGUUCGGAUGAUUACGGAGAACAGCGUAUCUCUUCGGAUUUCCGUGGAAAACGUUGUGAAUUCCGUGCCUGGUCACCAUUUCAAUCCAAACUGGCUGCCGGAAUCAUGGGAGGUGCCUGUGAUUUGCAUCUGCGAAGUGGGUCAAAGGUGCUUUACUUGGGUGCUGGUUUCGGGCGAUCGGUGUCCCACAUCUCGGAUAUAGUGGGUGAAUCUGGGAUGGUCUAUGCCGUGGAGCAGGGUCCUUGGGCGGGUCGUCAGUUGACUACCCUGGCCAAUAGCCGUUCGAAUAUUGUACCGGUUGUCGAGGAUGCCACCAUGCCGUAUAAGUACCGUCUUGAGGUCCCCGCCUGCAUUGACAUUAUCUUCUCCGAUUUACCACAGGCGGAUCAGAUUCGUUCCCUGAUGCUAAAUGCUAGACAUUUCCUAGUACCUGGUGGUCACUUUGUGGUCUACUUACAAUCGGCCAACACCAAUGGUGGGGUGUCCAAUAAGGAGGCCUUUGAAGCCGAUAAGGAGCUUCUUAGGCAGCACCAGUUGGAACCCAUUGAACUGGUUCUCUUGGAGCCCUUCAAACCCGGUUACGCCCUCAUUGUGGGCGUGUCCACGCGCAAGGAUGUGCCUAUUUAGAUUGUUUUAUUUAGUUGUUUGCGUGUUACUUUAAAAGAAUUUUUGAG
This is a messenger RNA of Drosophila suzukii, 1212 nucleotides long. RefSeq lists its product as uncharacterized. Gene Ontology annotation, biological process: rRNA methylation; box C/D sno(s)RNA 3'-end processing. Gene Ontology annotation, molecular function: histone H2AQ104 methyltransferase activity; rRNA methyltransferase activity; RNA binding. The record is from RefSeq and is a predicted model, not a curated record. Gene Ontology annotation, cellular component: box C/D methylation guide snoRNP complex; Cajal body; nucleolus. Lineage: Eukaryota; Metazoa; Arthropoda; Insecta; Diptera; Drosophilidae.